This is a messenger RNA of Tachysurus fulvidraco (yellow catfish), 2499 nucleotides long. It is a transcript of the gene lnpkb, whose product is annotated as lunapark, ER junction formation factor. Lineage: Eukaryota; Metazoa; Chordata; Actinopteri; Siluriformes; Bagridae. The transcript has 14 exons. Bases 127 to 1398 code for a protein of 423 amino acids. The record is from RefSeq and is a predicted model, not a curated record. Gene Ontology annotation, biological process: endoplasmic reticulum tubular network organization. Gene Ontology annotation, cellular component: endoplasmic reticulum tubular network.
UGACGUCAAACGCCCACCAAAAAGCCGGAAGUUGCUACUUUAGUUUGUUUCUUACUAACGCAGGCGUCGUAGCAUCUCUUGUGCUCUGUGUUGGUGGAGAGGAAGAGGAAGAGAGGAGCUGCAGUAAUGGGGACCGUUAUCUCCAGGUGGAAGGCGAAACCUUCCACGGUGGAACGUCUGGAGGAGUUGGAUAAGGACAUUAAGAACCUGGAGGAAUCCCGUGGGAAGAACCAGCGCAUGCAGAAGCUGUGGGUCGGAAGACUGCUCUUCUACUCGGCUGCUCUGUACCUGCUCACCUGUUUCAGCGUUUAUUACCUGUACCUGCCUGAGGAAUGGAGCGGCCGGCUCGUCACCUCGCUGCCGCUGAUCGCCUUCCCGGCACUCGUGUGGUUCGCACGCAAGCUGCUCAUCGUCAUCUUCUCCAAGCGCACAGAAAAAAACAAUGAAAAAUUAGAGGAUUUAAAAUCAGAAAAAAGAAAAAUUCUUGAGGAGGUGAUGGAAACUGAGACCUACAAAAAUGCCAAGUUGAUUCUGGAAAGAUUCGAACCGGAGUCGAAGAUGAAAGCGGAAGCGGAAGCUGCUCCAGUUCGACCCCAGUCAACACCCAAACCAGGACAAGAGUUGCGGCAGCGUCAUGUUGCCAUGUCCACGCCCGGCCCCAUGCCCCGCCCCCCACAACAUGGAGCCACGCCCCUCCGUACUGCCCCGGGCGGCCCUCCUGAUAAUAUCCACGGAGCUUCGGGAUCAAGUCCGGCACUGGGGAGCAGCAUGGAGACGCCACCACAAAUGAGGAGGAAUUUGAGCCCUUACUCCCCCGUGCUGGGAUCAGGUAUGCACCCCCCGGGUCCUCCGAUGGCGCGACCCGUCCUCCCCCGAGAACGCAGUGCAGUGGACCGGGUCAUCGAGUACCUGGUGGGAGACGGACCACAAAACAGAUACGCUCUGAUUUGUCAGCAGUGUUUCUCUCAUAACGGUAUGGCCUUGAAGGAGGAGUUUGAAUAUUUGGCCUUUCGCUGUGCCUACUGCUACUUCAUGAACCCGGCGAGGAAGACACGCCCACAAGCCCCCAGACUCCCAGAGUUCAGCUUUGAGCGCAGACUUCGCUCCGAGUCUCCUGACCCACAAUCCUCAGCAGCAUCUAACACUCCGGAGGAUAGCGAUGCCCACGAAGAAAAUGUUUUGUCGAGUCCUCGUCCCCGUUCCUCAAUAGGUGUAACUCCGUGGAGCAAAGUUCACAGUUUCAGCAGAGACCACACAGAUGAUGUGGAACCUGCUGCCUCUACUGACGUACUGGAGCCGGGAGUACCCGACGCCCCGCCCACAAGCGACGCAUGUGAGGAUGUGCCACGCCCAGAUGAAGGCCCCGCCCCCUGCGAGGAACCAGAAGCUCAGAUAUGAGUUCAGCUGCAGCUCUGGAUGUUCCAAAUGCUGUGUGUGAAUGUUUUUGCAGGUUUUAUGCAGCCUUUAAUUUAUUUCUUAGUAUCUCUUUUGCUGAAAUGUAUUUGCACUAGUUUUUUUUGUUUGUUUUGCGCCAAAUUCUAGUAUCAGCUAGAAAGAAAAAAAAAACAUGCACUGCUGAGCUUUGGUAUUUACUGUGUAUUGUAUUUAACACAGCUUAACUAGCCAGUUGGAGGUUCUGUAGACCUGUGUGUGUGUGUGUGUGUGUGUGUGUGUGUGUGUGUGUGUGUGUGUGUGUGUGUGUGUGUGUGUGUAAGACGUGUGCGUCAUUUCAACCACAGAUCUAUAAAAGUGUAGAGGAAAGCAGGUUUUUAAACACGGCAGGCUAGUAUCAGAUUUUUUUUAACAUUCUGUAAGUUUAGACCGUUUUCCUCCUGUGUUUCGACAAGACGGACUCCGUGGUAUUAUUCCUUUCGUUUACAGUUUCAGUUCAGUGUAAACUAUUUCAAUCAAUUUGCCAGUUGUUUAACUUGUUUACCUUUUACGUCCGUCUCAAAGUAUUGUGUUCUGGUUGCUUUUAAAUACUUAUGGGUAAUUAAACAACAAUGUCUGGUGCCUUUAUGUAAAAAAAUAAAUAAAUAAAUGGAACCCGAGCAUUGCUGGGACUCUGACGCUGUUUACACCUGAUGGUUUCAUGAUUGUAUCCUGAUGCGAUUCGAACCGUUUACACUUCGUUCGACUGCCAGCUUCUUCUAGAACUUCGUUAUUUUUUUUUUUGUGACGUGGAUGUAUUUCACGCUCGGUUAGAGUUCAGUUUCUACAUAAAGUCAUCGGGAUGUUCAAAACGCAUGAAACGAUGAGGCGUGAACAAAGUCAGCAAGACUUCGUGACAAGCUUCCGAGAAACGGCAGCGCGCCAAAUAACACGUGCAGUCCGUGUGUUUACCGUCGUCUCAGUCAGCACCUCGAGCUUUGGCUGUUCUACAGAUUGUUAUAAAGCAGAAAAACUACAGCUUCGCUUCCGUGCAGUUUCUGCCGCGGUGCUCGCAGAACCUUUGAUGACGUGUCUGUCUAUGCAUUCAAUAAAAGUCUUUUUCUGCGG